AUGCGUUGGUUCCGAGUGGAUGACUUUUUCCAAUCAAUCCGGCCCGUGUAUCUGACGGCUAGGAUGUUUCUGCUGCACUUCGAAACGCUGGAUUUCCAACGGCAAACUCACCGGCGGACACUGCUCGAUCAGGCCGGAUUGGUUCUUACCUUGGUGAUGGAUUUGUUUCUCGCGACAGUGGCAUUUCGAAAUAUUACGGCCAUACUGCAAAUGUCGGAUUCGGUGCUUCUGAGCUUGGGCUAUUAUGUAUCGUUUAUGUUUGGAACUGUGAUCGCGUUGGCCAUUCCGUCGUGGAAUAGCUGGCAGGCGGAGUCAGUGUUCGAAAUAUACGCAAACAUUGCCAACGUCGACGAUGACCUAAGACAGUUAGGAAUUACUAUUGACCACCAGAAGCAUCACUUCGUUUCCACUAUUUCUCCAAAAUUUUCCUCGAAAUCCACGGAAGACACCAAUCAUCUCGGGAAUAUCAUAAGAAAGUUUGCUGCCCUACACGAUCUACUGUGCGACACGGUGGAACUUUUCAACCGGUGCUUCUCUGUCCAGGCCAUGCUCUGUAUGGCGCCGAGUUUCAGCUUUACCGUCUUUUCUCUAUUCGGUGUGAUUCAUUCGUACGCAUCACGAGCAGAUAACGACACCCUGCAGGUAUCCUGGUCCAACAUGAUCUACGAUAUGCUGCCCGUGUACUUCAUGAUACAAAUGGUGCUAUGUUCCGGAUUGGUCCAUGCCAAGUGUAAACAAACGGCAGUUUUGAUUCACAAAACAAUCUCCUGUGGCGCGUACAAUAGAAAAUUGCUGAUGGAGCUUAGAGCAUUUUCCCAACAAUUGGGACAUCAUGCACCGAAAAUGUCCUGCAGAGUUUUCGACUUCGAUUGGACGUUAUUUUUUACGAUGGCCGGUUCUCUGACAACCUAUUUGGUGAUUUUGGUACAAUUUGACCUAGUCAAUUUUAGCACCACUAAUCGUAAGUGA
Sabethes cyaneus is the source of this 969-nucleotide messenger RNA. RefSeq names its product putative gustatory receptor 28b. NCBI's taxonomy places the organism in Eukaryota, Metazoa, Arthropoda, Insecta, Diptera, Culicidae. Gene Ontology annotation, cellular component: axon; neuronal cell body; dendrite. The transcript is spliced from 4 exons. The coding region runs from base 1 to 969 and encodes 322 amino acids. Gene Ontology annotation, biological process: sensory perception of taste. The record is from RefSeq and is a predicted model, not a curated record.